Messenger RNA from Lachancea sp. 'fantastica', 762 nucleotides. The record is from the annotation of a GenBank genome assembly. Lineage: Eukaryota; Fungi; Ascomycota; Saccharomycetes; Saccharomycetales; Saccharomycetaceae.
AUGUCCAAGUCUUACUUUAUCUCUGGCGGAAACCGUGGCAUUGGAUUUGCCCUUGUCAAAAUGCUUAGCUCCGAUGCUUCAAACACCGUGGUUGCCGGUGUUCGUAACGUGGAGGGAGCCACUGAACUUCAAGAAUGGGCUAAUUCGCAUACAAACGUGAAAAUCGUGUCUUUGGACGUUUCUGUCGCGGAGAGCCACGAAGAGGCAGCCAAAGAGACCGCUCGUAUUUUGCCAGACGGGCUUGAUGUAUUGAUUGCCAAUGCUGGCAUUGGCAAGGCCUCAGAGCCUAUUUUAGAUAUUUCUGACGACUCGUACUACGAACAUUUCACUGUCAAUACACUAGGACCUAUUAGACUUCUUCGCGCUUUCAAGUCUCUGCUUGACAAAAAAUCCACAAAACAUUUCGCGGUCGUGUCAUCUGUCGCAGGUUCUCUAGUCAGGAAUAUUGACUUCCCCAUCUCCACUUCUUCUUACGGCUUAUCGAAAGCUGGUAUCAACUUUGCGAUUAUCAAUUUGAACCGGGAGCUAGGCCCACAAGGCUACAAAGUCGUGGCUAUCCACCCUGGUCUUGUCAGCAGCGAUAUGGGUAUCAAGGGCAUCAAUAAUAAGAACUUCAAGGGUUUGAUAAAGGACAUUGUCGAGAAGUUUCCACCCAUCACGCCCGAAGAGUCAGCAGAGGACAUCAAGAAGAAUAUUUUGGAAAAACUGCCUGAGCUAGCAGGUAAAUUUAUUUCCCACGACGGAUCUGAAGUCCCAUGGUGA